GAUGAACCUAGCUAGACAAAUUCCAUCCCUCGGCCGCGCACGGUGCAUCGCCACCACCAUACACACACUGCCGCAGCAGCGACAUUCUUCUCGCCGGCCGGCCAUGACUGCUCCCUCGUCACCGCUGCUUAUGCUCGCCCUCCUCCUGCUGACCUCGUCGGCGUGCACCAGCGCGAAGGCCGACGACCUGAAGCUCAUCCGCGUGUACAUGCACGAGACGCUCUCGGGGCCGAACGCUACGGUGCUGAGCUCGGUGCAGUCACCGCUGGGUGGCAACGCAACGUUCGGGCAGAUGGGCGUGCUGGACAACGAGCUGCGGGACGGGCCGCGCCGGGGCGGCUCGUCGGAGCUCGGCCGGUUCCAAGGCUUGUUCGCCAUGACGGGCUCCGGGAGAGCACUGAGCAUAUUGUCGGCGGUCAACGUCGUGUUCACGGCCGGGGAGCACCGGGGGAGCACGCUGGCCAUGCUGGGCACCAUACAUGACUUGCGGGCAACCGUCGAGCGCACCAUCGUCGGCGGCACCGGCGCGUUCCGGAUGGUGCGCGGGUACGGCUUAAUUGAUUACGUGCCCGAGGCGAGCACGCCGGGCCACGAUGUCUACAGGGUCGACUUGUUUGUUGUUGUCUAGGUUUUCUCCAUUCAGAGUGUUUUAACAGUCAAUCAUUGAAAUAAAGGGAAGGGAACGAAUGCAGCAUUAA
Messenger RNA from Hordeum vulgare subsp. vulgare (domesticated barley), 698 nucleotides. Its product is annotated as dirigent protein 2-like. The record is from RefSeq and is a predicted model, not a curated record. Lineage: Eukaryota; Viridiplantae; Streptophyta; Magnoliopsida; Poales; Poaceae. The coding region runs from base 2 to 628 and encodes 208 amino acids. The transcript has a single exon.